AUGCAAAUCCGAGGCUCCAUGCUCCUCCUCCGCAGACAGCACGCGUUAGGCUUUACCAUUUACAGCCACUGCCAGGGAAUGGAGCAGGGCAUGCGCCUGCGAGUGUGGGGCGAGUAUCUCAACAACAUGCGCUUCCACUGCAUCAAUAUCCGGGACGGCCUGAUCGCCUCACUCAAGACCCUAUGCUGGAGCUUCGCGGAGUGGAUGGGCAUUUACAAGGAUGACUUGCCGCGUGGGGUUGUCCUGCGCGCUACAGGGUCACUGAGACAGGCAAAUGAGUUGAAAGCUGCGAUUGAUCGUUUUGUCUACCCGACCUGGGAGGAGAUGGUUGCCAAGGAUGUGGCCAGGGAGCAGCCGAUUAAUAUUUCUGCUCUCACGAUCAAUCAGCUUGUUGGUGACUUGGUGGAUGGAGGUGCUGGAGUGAUUUCGAAUAACUGA
This is a messenger RNA of Histoplasma mississippiense, 438 nucleotides long. RefSeq lists its product with no specific name. Bases 1 to 438 code for a protein of 145 amino acids. The transcript has a single exon. NCBI's taxonomy places the organism in Eukaryota, Fungi, Ascomycota, Eurotiomycetes, Onygenales, Ajellomycetaceae. The record is from RefSeq and is a predicted model, not a curated record.